AUGUUUCUCAAGCAAAUUGAUCUCACAACCGCGCUCCGGCCCUCAUAUCUGCCAGACGAAGUGCUACUAUGCCUCCAGGAUAAUGUGGGGCUUUACGAGGGAAAGUACAAGCUGCCCAAUCAGCAGAACGGACAGGUUUACCUGACAUCACAUCGCGUCUGCUAUGUGGACAAGAAUGAGCCGAGAAAGCACUCGGUCGCCCUUGAUCUGAAGGAUGUAGAGCGAUACGAGUUCUAUGCCGGCUUCCUCAAAUCGUCUGCAAAGAUCACGCUGGUACCUAAGCCGACAAAAAGACGCUCGGGUCUGCUGCAGCAAUCCAGAUCCCCCGGGUCUCCAUCCCCGCGAACCAGCGGCGCUGCAACCCCGAUACCGCGGCCGGCCAGCAACCCAAGGUCUCUGGCGCUCGACAGCCCUGCGCCAAACAGCACGGCCACAUGGGUCUGUACUAUCUGUAGCUUCUCGAACCCCGUGCCGUCAAACUUUGAUCCAGGAACCGCCAACGCUCAUACCCCGCUUCCACCAUGUUUGGCAUGUGGGAUCAAACCGGCAUUGACGCAUGUUCUCAAGGCCGCUAUCUCUAAUGCGGCCAGUCGACCCGCUCUGGCAGCACCCCUCCCUUUGCGACCACAAGCUCGACCACUGUCUGCUACCGACGAUUCUGGCCAGGAGUUACUCGGCUCAGGAGCUAAGGGCGGCCCGACCCCGACAGCAGAUCCUGAGGCGUCGUUUCAAUGUCCUCGCUGCACCUUUCUGAACCAUCCCUCGUUGAUGUCUUGUGAGAUAUGUGGCGCUCCGCUGGUAUCUCAAGGUGUUCCUGCCGAGUUAACAGCGUCAUAUGAUCGGGUAGACUCACCAGGGCCGUUUCUUACUCCAGUUGGUAACCUACCUGGCGUUGAGAAUCCCGAAAGUGUCAAGUUGUCAUUUCGAGGGGGUGGAGAAAAGAUAUUCUAUGAGCGUCUCAAGGGCUCCAUGGCGCAACGCAAGUGGCUUUUGCAAGAUGCACCCCCGAUACCCAGGUCUCUGGGAGGCGGUACAGCAGAUCCGGAAGGUGGCUCGUCGGGCAGGGGUACCCCCAACGAACGUGUCAAAACAGCAGGCAUCGCUGGGCUCGAGAAACGGGGUAUCGACCUGCGGAAGAAUAACGAAUUGGUGAUCGGUAGUGCCUUUGAAGAUCUCGAGGCUCUGAUGGCUUCGGCGAAAGAUAUAGUCGCGCUGGCAGAAUCAUUCGCGCGACAAGCAAACAGCGGUGGCGCAUCUUCCGAAGCGAAUGCCAUUUUGGCCGAGUCAGCGACUCAGCUAGGCUUGGUGACUACAAAGGACACCGUCGGCGGAAGCAGUUCAGAAUCUUUAUAUAUCUCUGAGCUGGCGAGGAACCUUGCCGAAUUUCUCACUGAUGACGCAAGGGGGGUGUUGCGGAAGGCCGGCGGAAUAAUCAGUCUCGUUGAUCUGUGGGCUAUGUUCAACCGGGCACGUGGAGGAGUCGAGUUGGUGAGCCCCAUGGAUCUCGAGAAAGCGGUGAGGCAGUGGGAGACGCUUCAGCUGCCCGUCCGCCUGCGAAUUUUCAAGAGUGGAGUUAUGGCUGCGCAAGGUGCGGACAGAACAGAUGAGAGCAUAGUCAAGGCCAUCCUGGGUUGGCUGCGAGACCUGCACGAGAUACCACCAGAUCACGAAGUGCCUUGGGAUUGGCGUGAGUUUGGUCGAGGAGUGACAGCGCAGGAUGCAGCAGAAAGGUUUGGUUGGAGCAUCGGCGUGGCCGAGGAGGAGCUGGAGAUGGCCGAGGAGCGCGGCGUCCUCUGCCGUGAGGAGGGUAUUGAGGGGUUGAAGUUCUGGGAGAACUAUAUCGAUACUGGCGAGGGCCUAUCUCCAGCCCAACUGGAGUCAAAGGCAGCCAAGGAGGCCCAGGCCCGGAUAUACAAGGCUCUGAGGCAGACGGGCAUGUUGUAG
Messenger RNA from Pyricularia oryzae 70-15, 1944 nucleotides. Its product is annotated as vacuolar protein-sorting-associated protein 36. Gene Ontology annotation, molecular function: ubiquitin binding; phosphatidylinositol-3-phosphate binding. Gene Ontology annotation, cellular component: late endosome membrane; ESCRT II complex. NCBI's taxonomy places the organism in Eukaryota, Fungi, Ascomycota, Sordariomycetes, Magnaporthales, Pyriculariaceae. The record is from RefSeq and is a predicted model, not a curated record. Bases 1 to 1944 code for a protein of 647 amino acids. Gene Ontology annotation, biological process: protein transport to vacuole involved in ubiquitin-dependent protein catabolic process via the multivesicular body sorting pathway. The transcript has 2 exons.